UUCGUGUUUAAGGUUAUUUUACGUGAGAUUCACGCUCUUCAUGAACUUGAUAAGCUAUAAAAAAAGUUACCAAAUCCUAAAUCAUGAAAAAUUUUAAGAACCACGAAUAUGUUAACACAAUCCAUAAACUUGACUUGAGCCAUGAAUCUUGUGGGAUACGGGCUUUGCCCUCCAUGCCCAAUUCGGCCCAAACACAAAUAGAACAAGUCAAGAAAGCUCCUAACAAGGAAGAACGGCCAUCAGAACAACGGCCCAUCAGAAUGACUGCUCGGCCCAUCACGGCUUGGUCCAACCCGAUAAAUUCAGAAGGGCAAAACAGAGAAAUCGCAAGAGAGACUAAGAGAACCCUAGAUCAGCUCCUUGCCUAUAAAUAAGAGGAGACACUACUAAGAAGAGAGAUCCAGAACCUAUCACCACUCAGAGAAUUUAAGAGAGAAUUGCUGUCUAGCUCUUUAUCUCUUACUUUCUGGUUUUCCAUUCUGUAUUUUCUGGUUUUCCGACCAUUAAUAUCGGUUUUCCGACCUGUACUUUCGGUUUUCCGUUCUGUACUUACGGUUUUCCGUUCUGUUAAUUACUGUCUUUCCGUUCGUCAUUAAUAAAGAAGUUACUCCAUUCUCCCCAAACCCCUUAAUCAUUAUUGUUACAACCUC
Molecule: messenger RNA, 650 nt
Organism: Arabidopsis thaliana (thale cress)
Lineage: Eukaryota; Viridiplantae; Streptophyta; Magnoliopsida; Brassicales; Brassicaceae
Exons: 1
Coding region: 84-374 (96 amino acids)
Source: RefSeq, marked reviewed